GAGGGCUUUUGAAAUUUUGUCCACAUGGGUGAUGGGCUUAUUAUUCGCGAAAUUUUGGAGGCUAUUUAAUUCUCGCGACUACAAAGUCAUUAUUUUGGGACUAGAUAAUGCAGGGAAAUCCACUAUUUUAUACCAGUUCGUGCUCAAGGAGGCUGUGCAGACAUCACCUACCAUUGGCAGCAAUGUAGAAGAGGUAAAAUGGAAGAAUUUGCAUUUCAUUAUGUGGGAUAUUGGAGGACAAACUACUCUUAGGGCCUCUUGGGAUACAUACUUUUCAGGAUCAGAUUUCGUCAUAUUAGUUAUCGAUAGCACAGAUCGUGAACGUCUAUAUUUAACAAAGCAGGAGUUGUAUAAACUGUUGGUUGCUGAGGAAUUAAAACGCUCAAAAAUGCUGAUAUUCGCCAACAAACAAGAUGUGUCAGGUUGCAUGUCCAGAUCACCCAUGGCAUGUCCAACCUUGUUGUGCAUUGACUGGAGAGGGGUUCGUUUAUUCCAUAUUUUUCCUAUGCAUGUAUUAUUGUGAUUACUGGUACUGAAUACUCUUGUUGCAUAUGUUAUAUAGGUAGAUGUGAUCAGUCACUGAUAUCUGAGUGAAUACCAGUCUUUAGUCAUAAAAACAGUAAGUUGGUGAGUACCCUUUGUAUUAUGUGCUUGAAAAAAACCAUCAACACCUUUACUGGCCAGAAAUUUCUCUUGGCCACUGCGAGAACUAGAUUACUUUGUUGGUUUAGAAUUCUUGUAGUUAGCUGAAAGUGUACUGUAACUAACACAAGCAAAACCAUAUGAAAUUCUGUUCAAGAUACAAAAUACUCAUACUGUCUAGAAUGUCCACGUGGAUACUUCUUGAUGUUUUGGCUACCGUUAUAAAGAAACUACCAGUUUUCUACUUUCAGUGUUCCAAAUGAUAGAUACAGUGCUUUGGUUAUAUCCCAGAUACCUUUUCUAAGGUUAUGUACUGCGAUUUAUCACAGCACUCCAAAUGUACUGGCUACAGUUGCAUUACAGCACACUGUCUUAUGACUUUUGAUUCAAGGAACUAAUUAGUAUCUUAAGAUACUAAUGUUUCGCUUGGGAAUUAUGGAGGACAGCUACCCUAGCCAAUAUGACUUACCAUUCAUCUACUGAGAUUAAGUUCCUUCCCCGGCUUUUAGAUCAGCUUAUCAUUUUACUUACCCAUAGGAGAUUUAUGGAAGUAUACCUACUACUACUACUGCUUACCAUUCAAGGUUUUACAUUUGAACAUUUAAUUCAUCGGUAGAGAAAAAGACAGCCUAAUAUUAAGCUGAAAUCCGACUUUCUUAUGUGGUUCUGCACGAGGAAGCUACCAUUCUCAAAUUACACAGUGUCAUAAGAAUCAAAGCUUGUAAGUCUCCCGGUUUCAUACCAGUGUAGUUCUUUUAUCAAUUCGUUGAUUUUAAAUAAGUAGUGUUGUGACAGUAUCUGACUGGUAAGGCAGUACUGAGGAAGCAUGUGACACUAAUCAAAGUUCUCUACUUGAACUCAUUUGUGCAACGGCUCACCGAAAGUCGUAAUCUCAAUUGACGACAAACGGUGUUGUCCGUCAGAUAUGUCUUGUACCACCAUUCCUGUUUGACUGCGUUAUAGAUGCACUAGUGUACAUAGUCCUAGGUACCUCUGACUUUACAGAGAUCAACUCACGCCCACGAGAGCAUGUGAUCGACUUUAACUACACAGACCACUUAUUUUUGGUAGGUGGAAAUACUGACAAAAUGCAGGUUCUUGUGAACGCCUUGGGUAGAAGUCUGAGUAUAUCUCGCCCCUGCCAAAUAUAAGAUGAUUCUUUUCUGUAGCUACUCUGUCAAAGUAUAGGAAGUGCAGUGGUAGAAUUCAUCGACUGUUUCAUUUACUUGGGAUUUGGGCUAGCGCUAAGGGGCUGGUUGCUGACGAAAACUCGGCUCAGAUACAGAAGGCUCGUACGGUAUUUGUUAACUCCCGUCUUACAUUAUAUUUUUGGUAUGCAAUUACCGGUUAACUGACUAGUGUACUGCGCAGCAGUCUUCUGUCUUGUGUUGUUUAACUGUAAGAUAUGACUGUUGGAAGUAGACGUGAAGAGGUUACAGGUGUGUGAACGCAUGUCUUCGUAGCAAUUCUCAAGUAUGGUGGGUUCACCAUAUGAUCAUUGACUAGGUUCGGUGAAGGGUAAUGGGGAAGUCAGUCGAUAAGGUUGUGAAGCUUCACCGAUGUGGCUUGGACGUGUGUUGCACAUCCUGACUCACCACCAACCUCGAGUUGAAAUGCUAGUUGAAGUUGGGUCGGGAUAGGGCUCAGGGCUGACCGGAGCAAGACGGUACCGGUCCGUGCAGUCUCUGAUUGUUUGGCUGGGCCAUGUAGAGGGCAGUAGACUACCUAGCUGGGGUCCUGAAGGUGAUAGUCAGUGGUUGAUAACUCGAUAUGGCUGAAAACCGGUCGCGAUGGUGUGGAUUUAUUUAUUCACUCUUUGACAUCGAAAGCUUCAGCACUUUCACUAACCUAGCUUUUGAAGUUCUGUCUUCUCCCAUGCACCUCUGUUUACUGUGAUAUCUUUCUUUUUCUAUCCACUUGUCAUUUGCAUGCCGCUAUGAAAUGUGGCAGGUUGAAUCGGUACAUUUGUGUGCUAGGUUUUACGUUGAUUUUAUCUGUCUCUACCUUACCUUUCCGGGAUACUUUAUGUGCUUUCUAACAUUUCCAGUCUUGAAAAGAUUCGGUAAAAAUAUUCUAUGUAGGUUUAAAAUCCUACACAAAGUUAUUCAUCUAUUUUAUAGCCCAGUGUGAACUUAGUCUACUUGAUUAAGACACUUAAAUACUAGGCUUGUGCUGUUUGCUAAAAGUAACGAGUUGUUUUCGCAGAUAAUGUGUUUCAUGAGAAGAGCUAGUUAAAUUUGUGCUAUUUAAUGCGUAUAAAUGCAUUGUAACCUGUAUUUGGUUGUGGCGUCGUCUUCAUUUUGAUCUCGUUACUUUCUGAAAACGCAUUAUUCCCUGCAGGUAGAUGGGUAGUAUUAUUCAUUUUCACUCACCAUACGGUAGUGGGUUCAACUUAUUGCAUAAACUUGGCUCGAACCACUUAAAUCACAAUUGUUUUGCUGGCUAGUUAUAUUUUGGUAUGUUGUGGAAGAUUUUCAUUAGAAAAGUAAUGCUAGGUCAGAUGGUAAACUUGUGAAAAGCUGUGAUUCAUGCAAAUAGACGCUUAAAUUAUGAGUGUUAGACGACUGGUUCAAACUCCACCCCAUCUACUAAAGUUUAGGUGACCAAGUGGUGUUACAGCUUUCAUCCAGUAGACAUGGCCAAUAUUAUUUUAUUACCCAAAUUUUCAUGAGUUUUGCAUUUGUAUGUACUUAGUUAGUAUUUUAAAGUGAUCAGGUUAUUAUUGGCUGUUUGUUUGAUUUUUUGCUUGUCUUUCAUGAAAGUGAAGUGUGUAAAAUAAUUUUCUUUGCUCAACUGUUUGUUUUACAACUUUUGUCCCUAGACUUCCUCAAGGUUUGGAUUGGAUCGCCGCUCAGAUUGGACGAUAGCAUCCCACUGAAGCUUAACAGAUUACUACCACUUUUCUGUUCAAUGCAGACAUUUGUCGCCUGGUUGUAUUUAAAGUAUUGAUUUCCAAUAACUGUGAAAAGUAACAUGCAAACCACAUAUUUUACUGAUCAUAGUGUUAUUGCUGCUGUUCGGAUAUAUCUAUCUUGGGAUUCAGUUUUCAGUAGAUUUUUGUUUUUUAUCUUUUUCUUUUAAUCUUUUCAAUUGUUAGGUAGACAAGUUUGUUUUGUCAAAUGUACAUGAUUUGCUUUAUUUAUUUUUCUAUCUUUCAACUUGUUUAAAAGAACUAUCUUCUCGGUACCAGCGCUAAUUUGUACAGAGUGUAUUGUAUUAUAUUUAUUUAUUUGCUUUCAAUAGAAUCCUUGUACGUAUUUUUCAUUUUGAAGUGUGAGGGUAAGAGAAUUAGGGUUAUUGAAAACACCAGCUAAUUGGACUGACUGACUUAUUUGUUGUUUACUAUGAUCUCUGAAUAUUCAUAAUGGUAACAGUAGUAAUGCUGGUCAUUUGGGUCUACUGUUUUAUCUGUGAAAACAGACUGAAUCAAUUGUGUCAUUAUUUGUCCGAGUAGAUUUAUUUUUCAUACACUUUUCAUUUGUUUUUUUUCGCUUACAAAUCCUGUGUUUAAAUAAGACCGUAUAUGUUGAAAAGGUUUUAAAAGCCUAUUUAGUAUUAAUUUACUGUAUUCUUUUUUUACUGAAUAAAUUUAUGUACCAGUGUACAUAUUUGAAUUUUUCUGGAGAAUGG
Messenger RNA from Heterobilharzia americana, 4272 nucleotides. Lineage: Eukaryota; Metazoa; Platyhelminthes; Trematoda; Strigeidida; Schistosomatidae. The record is from the annotation of a GenBank genome assembly.